CACGAUGAAGCGGGCGCUGGCCUGGCUGCUGCUGCUGUCGCUGGGGCUGGACUGGGCCUCGGCCCAGCCGGGAGGGCUGCCGCCGGCCAAGAAGCUGCGCAUGGCCUACGCCACGGGGCCGCUGCUCAAGUUCCAGAUCUGUGUUUCCUGAGGAUACAGGCGGGUGUUUGAGGAGUACAUGCGGGUUAUUAGCCAGCGGUACCCAGACAUCCGCAUUGAAGGAGAGAACUACCUUCCUCAACCUAUUUAUAGACAUAUAGCGUCCUUCCUGUCAGUCUUCAAACUAGUGUUAAUAGGCUUCAUUAUUGUCGGCAAGGAUCCUUUUGCUUUCUUUGGCAUGCAAGCUCCAAGUAUCUGGCAGUGGGGCCAAGAAAAUAAGGUCUAUGCUUGUAUGAUGGUUUUCUUCCUGAGCAACAUGAUUGAGAACCAGUGUAUGUCAACAGGUGCAUUUGAAAUAACUUUAAAUGAUGUUCCAGUAUGGUCUAAGUUGGAAUCUGGGCACCUUCCUUCCAUGCAGCAACUUGUUCAGAUCCUUGAUAAUGAAAUGAAACUCAAUGUGCACAUGGAGCAAAUGCCACAUCAUAGAUCAUAGCCCCAUCCAUCAGUACUGAAAAAUUCUUACAUUAAGAGCCACUUUCCAAAGGCAGCGUGAACGAAAUGAAUGAUGGCCUGUACUGAAGACAGCAAGCUGUUGGUACAGACUGGAUGCUCUCCUCGCCUUCAUGUUGUACUUCCAGAAAAAUCUUAAUGCAAGACUCUUUUCAGUGCUGGAAUGUUUCCAAUUACUGCACAUUCAUGGAGUGCAAUAAUACUGUAUAGAUUUU
Molecule: messenger RNA, 824 nt
Organism: Euleptes europaea (tarantolino)
Lineage: Eukaryota; Metazoa; Chordata; Lepidosauria; Squamata; Sphaerodactylidae
Gene: SELENOT
Product: selenoprotein T
Exons: 6
Biological process (GO): cell redox homeostasis
Cellular component (GO): endoplasmic reticulum membrane
Molecular function (GO): thioredoxin-disulfide reductase (NADPH) activity
Source: RefSeq, a predicted model, not a curated record